Messenger RNA from Hemibagrus wyckioides, 2527 nucleotides. Its product is annotated as alpha-N-acetylgalactosaminide alpha-2,6-sialyltransferase 2-like. NCBI's taxonomy places the organism in Eukaryota, Metazoa, Chordata, Actinopteri, Siluriformes, Bagridae. The record is from RefSeq and is a predicted model, not a curated record. Gene Ontology annotation, molecular function: sialyltransferase activity. Bases 458 to 1756 code for a protein of 432 amino acids. The transcript has 10 exons.
CAAGGGCUGUGUGUUUGAGAGAAGGAGUGUUUAGGUGUGUACAGUGUUGUCAUGCUUGUUUCCUGUUGAUUAGUAAUCUAUCGCUUGGGGGUCUGAACAGUACCUGAGUAAUACAGGCUUCUUACUUAUUUUUGUCUAAGCCCAAGUUCCCUCUUUCCAUCGCCCUUCUUGCACUUUGUUACUCUUCAUCCGGUUCGUCUUUCUCUCAAGUGGUGUUGCCUUACCUUGUAAUCAGCCAGAUCCAGGAACCAGUUACUCUAUAACUUGAACUAGGGAAGAAAAACAAUGAAAAGGGCAGCACAUGGUUCACUGCGGUGCUGUCAGACCACUGGGAUAAAUGAGGAGAAGACGGCACUGUGCUUUCCUGCUUCAUUCCACGUAAAUCUGACACGAUAGCCUGAUUCAUUUGCCCCAGGAUAGUCCCUAUGAGCUUUCCAGGAGGUCAGGAGCCAUAAUUAUGUGUUUGCUGCAUCAGAAAAAGUUAGUUCUCUGCUUCCUGUUUUUGUUCAUCCUGCUCGGGUCCUACAUGAUGCGUUCAAACAAGAAGAAUACGCUGUGGCCAAAAGACCUGGUCAUCCUCAAUCCCCCCAGCAGUGUGACUAAAAGUGUGCAUCACACAACCAAAUCUCUGGAGGAACCCCCAAAAUUAACCAAACCCACAAUCAAACCAGCCAAGUCCAGUGUCCAAGAAGACAACUCCAUAAUCCAAUCAGCCAAGUCUAUAGCCAAAAAAGACAACUCCAUAAUCCAACCAGCCAAAGAUAAAGAAGUAGACUUUUUUGGAGACAAAUACACCACUGAUAAUGAUCUCCCACAAACUGACUGCCCAACCAGCAUUCAGAAAAAGCUGCACACUAAUCUUGCUGAGAAGUACUUGGCCAAUGUGCCAGUUCUGCAGUGGGCGAAGCAUUUCUCCAUUUCUGAAUAUGAGAGGCUACGGCACUAUCACGGAGCUCAUGGGUGGGGUAGCGUUGAUUUGAAUCUUCUUCAGAGUUCACUGGCCAUAUUAAACACCUCCGCUAAUCGGCUGAUGUUUGACGACUGGGAGAGAAGACCAAACAGAUCGAAGUGUAUCCGCUGUGCUGUGAUAGGAAACGGGGGAAUUCUAAAUGGAUCAAAGAAAGGUGUGGAGAUUGACCAGAAUGACUAUGUGUUCAGGACAAAUGGUGCAGUUAUUAAAGGCUUUGAGGAGGAUGUUGGCUCACGUACCUCUUUCUAUACCUUCUCCACUAACACCUUACGCAACUCUUUGAGAGGUUAUGCACACUUGGGAUUUAAAGCUCCCCCCAUGGGCAAGGAAACCAGGUACAUUUUCCUUCCUGAUCAUGACAAGGACUAUAUUCUCAUGAAGGCUGCCGCCAUACAUGCAUCAACUGAGACAGGAACUGAACAGGGUGUUGAGCCAAAGCAGUAUUUUGGAGAUGACGUGACUGUAGAGAAGCUUAAAAUGUACCACCCUGAUUUCAUCCGUUACCUCAGGAACAGGUUUCUGCAUUCACACACACUCAAUACCAAAUAUAAAAACAUCUACAGGCCGUCCACCGGAGCAGUGAUGCUGCUGGCUGCUUUACAUACAUGUGAUGAGGUAAAUGCCUAUGGAUUUAUGACGACGGACUACCAAAAAUAUUCGGACCAUUACUAUGACAAAAGCUUCCAUCCAGUACAAUUCUUUGCGAACCAUGACCUGCAAAUGGAGUUGAAACUGUGGAUGCAGCUGCACAAGGCAGGCCUGAUAAAGCUCUACAUGCGAAACUGAAUGCAGCGCUCACCCGGACCCAAAUGAAAACACGGCACCGCCUGAUCCCUCCCAUGAACUGAGGCGUUAUAUACUGUGGCAAAAACAUUGUGGUGUUUAUGGCAUCUGGAUUUGGCCUUUUUCAGCUAAAUAGAGUAUUAAUGAAGAAGAAAGGUCCUUUUUUUAUUGCCUUGUAAAUCUCUUCAGGUACCAGGACAGUAUUGGAGGCAGUAAUGUAAUGGCAAUAAUAAUAAUAAUAAUAAUACAAGAUGCCUUAAUGCAAAGCUAAAAUGCCAAGAUUUGGCUUAGUUGAAGGAGUUGGGGUGUGUGUGGGUAUGUGUGAGAGUGAGUGUGAGAGGCUCUUCAAUGAAAGAGCAAUGUGCAAUGAUUGCUUGGAAUACAGUCCUGGAAGUUUUAAUAUCAAUCCCAUCCACUGAAACCCAAAGACCAGCCAUUUAUGUUGAGAAACAUUUAAGACACGUGUGUGCCAAUCACUGUGUAAUUUUACACAAUAACCGAAAAAUCAUUGUGGAUUAUGAAGAAUACUUUUGCUACCUCUAGGAAAACAGAGCUAACUCUUGGAAAUACAGUCCCUGAAAUAUAUGCUAACGGUUGAUGAAGUUCAUUUAAAAUGUUACCAACAUUCUGAGUGGAAAAACAAGUGAAGUGGUAUUUUAUAACGCUAUAAAUUAUAGAUACUAUUUUUUCCUGCCAUGUGAUUGUUUUUGUAAAUAGUACAUUAAUCAUGUAAAGUGCUAUUUGGUCCAUUAAAAAGAAGGGAAAAAAACUCUA